GGUGGAGACGAUAGCCAAGUUCAAUACUCUGUUACCACAUUUGGGGCCAGUGCAACGUACAGCUGUACAACAGAAUGUUUUGAACUGGAUUCUGAUGAAGACACUUUGAUAUGUCUCUCCAAUGAGAGUUGGUCAGGAGAUACUCCUCAGUGUCACUUAAUAGAGUGUGGACAACCAGAAGAAAUUGAAGGAUGCCAGCUAUCACCAAUUACUUCAACUAACUGUGGA
Geodia barretti is the source of this 228-nucleotide messenger RNA. NCBI's taxonomy places the organism in Eukaryota, Metazoa, Porifera, Demospongiae, Tetractinellida, Geodiidae. The record is from the annotation of a GenBank genome assembly.